Molecule: messenger RNA, 2934 nt
Organism: Suillus bovinus
Lineage: Eukaryota; Fungi; Basidiomycota; Agaricomycetes; Boletales; Suillaceae
Product: HOOK-domain-containing protein
Exons: 14
Coding region: 89-2566 (825 amino acids)
Biological process (GO): cytoplasmic microtubule organization; cytoskeleton-dependent intracellular transport
Cellular component (GO): centrosome; cytoplasm
Molecular function (GO): dynein light intermediate chain binding; microtubule binding
Source: RefSeq, a predicted model, not a curated record
CUUAGCCAAUAAAAAUCCACAAUUAAUUCCUAAGGAGAACAAGUUCUGCAUCAACCACCGCCGCUUGGAGCUCGCAAUCCUGAAAGCCAUGUCUGAGCAGGAGCGAAAAGAGAUCAACGCCUUCAUCUCUUUCUUCGCAACCUUCAACCUCGCCCGACCAGUCACAACCGUCGACGACCUCAGCGAUGGCGCCGCACUCUUCGACGUUCUCGCCCUAGUAGACGCAGAAUAUUUCAAGCAAUCCAGCAGGUCCUCCGCACAGCUCUCUGAUAAUUGGGUUCUCCGGUUCAGCGCACUGAAGCGUCUCUACCGACUUCUUACGCAGUACUUUGCUGAAGUGUUGCAGAAACCUACGAGCGGUCUUGAAGUUCCGGACUUGCAGGCGAUCGCGAAGGACCGCGAUGUCGGUGCGACGCUUAUCAUGUGUCGGAUAACGAUCGCGAUCGCCGUGCAGUGCGAGCAGAACAAGGAGAUUAUCGCUCGGAUUCAGCAGUUGAAUGAGGAGGACCAGCAUUUUUUGAUGAAGGCUAUUGAGCAGGUUAUAAGCAAGAUUAGCGAUGCGCAGGGGGAUAUCAGUUUUGGAGAAAGCAGCAUGACAGAGGACGACCAUUACUACCUCAUCCAGUCUGAAAGGAGCCAGAUCCUUUCAGAGAAGGAGACUGUAGAGAAGGUCUAUCAGGCUCUUCUUGAAGAGCACCGGACGCUACAAACAAAUUACGAUGAUAUGGUUUCUGAAAAGGACGAUGCGUUGACACGGUUACGCGAAGCACAAAGGGGCAUUGAGAGCAGACGCAAUGAUAAUGCAUAUGGGAUGAUGCGCGCUGAGAUCGAGCGCCUUCGCACUGAACUCCAAAAGAGCGAAGACAAUCUUGCUAUGGCGGAGGCUGAGCUAGACAAACAUACAUCGUUGGUGACUGACCUCACACGCCGAAUCGAUGAGUUGCAGGUCAAAGCUGACGAGGCUGCGCGCCUCAAAGACCAAGUAGACGAGUAUCGUCAUGCAGCUGAUAGACUACAAAAGACAGAGAACGUCAUGGAGAAGUACAAGAAGAAACUCCAGGAGGGAGCUGACCUUCGCCAACACGUCAAGUCACUUGAGGCACAAAAUGCCGAUCUCGUCGACAAGAACGCAGCGCUCGAGGAGGACUACCGCAAGGUCGCCGCAUUCAGGCCACUCAUAGAAUCUUAUAAGAACCAAAUAAAUGAGCUUGAAGGAAAGGUUUCAACACGGUCACAAGAGGUGGAGACAGUGAAGUUCGAGUUGGAACAAGCCCAUACGAAGUUGAAGAUUAAUACCGAGGAGCGCAAGAAGGACACCGAGAUGUUGGAGCUCUACCAGGAACGUAUGCGCGAGAUGGAACUGACUUCGCAUCGGGCACCCACCACGUUGAAAACGGAAACGCAGGGGACAGAGCCUUUGGGGAACAGCGAUGGGCUGACUGAGGAAGAGCUCAUGGGCGACUCGUUUGGUCUUGAUGGGGAGCUGGAUGAUGCCAUUACAGGGACGACGAUGACGCAGUUGAAGCUGCAGGUGAAGAAGUUGCAACGAGAGUUGAACUCAGCCAAGAAGAACGAAUCCGACGCCAGCGACAUACUUGUCCUCCAGAACCUGCUAGAAGACGCCAAUAGGAUGAAGGCACGGUACGAAGCGGAUUAUAUGACUGCACAUCGAGAAAAGCUGGUGUUGCAACGCGACCUCGAGGACAUCCGGAGUGGCAAAGCGCUAGGAGAUGGACCGGAAGCUGCGAUUGCACUGCGACAACGUCUUAACGAGACGGUGGAUCAGUUGGAUUCUUUGCGGAAAGAGCACGCUCAGCUUGAGGUCGCCUUUGAGACUCAGAUGAGGGAGCUAACCAUUGCCAAAUCGAAUCUGAAUCUUGUAAACAAGGAUCAGGUGGACAUUCUUGCAUCAUUGCGAGAAUCGCUGAAGGAAGACAAGGCGGGGAUGGAAGCUGAUAUGAAUCGCCUAAAGAACCAGAUCAGGGAGCUGAACGAAAAGAAUAAGAUGCAAUUGGAGCAGGUGAAUGUGCUCCUGCUUGAGAAGGCGAACCUGCAGAGCGACGGUAUUGGUCAGAGGGAGAAGAUGCUGCAGCGUGAGCGAGUCUUUGGUGACCUGCGAGCAUCGGUCUCUGGCAAAGAUGUACCGGAGGACAUCAAGGCAAAGUUACUAGCUUUGCAUGAAGACAACGUGGUUGUGAAGGAGCAAUUGAAAACCACUCAAGAUAAGCUUGCGAAAGCACGGCAGUUUAUCAAGUCCCAGGAUAAACUUUUCAAGGAGGAGCAGGCUAAACUCGGUGGCCGUGCAAUGUCCUCUUUCGAAGAGGCUGAGGGAAGCUUCCAGACUCAAAUCAAGGAUUUGAAGGAUGAAGUUGAACGCGAGAAGACGAUGCGCCUCAAUCUGGAGAAGCGACACCGCAAAGAGCAAGCACUGAUGUCCAGCUGCGUGUUCAACCAUGGCAUGGUCAAGCUUCGAAACGCAUCAAAUCCGUCAUCAAAGGGGAAGCCCGCUCCCACUGCAUGGCUCUCGCGUCAACGGAAUCUGCUCGGAUCUGGACUUCAACGGUAGUACUUCUUCAUAAUGACCAUACUCUUUAGUUUGUGUAACUAAUUCGGAGAUACCCACACGUUCAUACAAUGUCCUUGCAUUACCACCAACUAGACUUGGACUCAUGCUGUUUGCGAAGCACCAUACAAAGUCAAGAGACGAUGCAGUAGCGAUAUCACAAAGAGUAAGAGCUUGUGGGAAAAAGGAAUCCCCCGACGACACAAGCCUGUAGUGCAGUGGCAAGGUCAUCAUGUCUCUCGAGGUGCAAGCAGAGCUCGUGAGAACAAGGGCGGCAAAAAUUUGAUAACCAAAGAAUGAGGGCGGUGCCCUCAUAAUAGUGGUUAAACUAUUAAGAACAGAUACUACACUUGAUCUAAGCCAAAAGGCCA